CACCGUCGAGUCAAUUUCACCGUCACUGUCCCACGGCAUGAGGGCCAAAGCACCACUAUCUAUCCUCCCCCUCCAGACAAUUCUUCGCUCUCUGGCUGUGACAACCAUCUCUUCAUCACCGUUCCUCUUAUCACCCUCAUUGGCAAUUAUGAAUGUACUGGCGCAUACCAACAAUGGACUGCUGAACCCGGACCGCAACCCUCUGCUGAAGCUCCUCAUCAAAUCUACUUUCUACGCCCAAUUCUGUGCGGGAGAGAACGCUGCCGAGGUACGCAGCACUGUCGCUCGACUGAAGGGACUGGGUUUCUCAGGCGUGAUCCUGGGAUAUGCGAAGGAGGUGGUGCUCACGGAUGCGGAGACUAGAGAGCUGUCAAACUGUGGGGCCGAAAGCAAGGAGCUGGAGGAGCAUGUAAAGAGAGAGCUUACACAUUGGGCCCAGGGCACGUUGGAGACGGUCAGGCUCGCGGAUGAGGGUGAUUUUGUUGCACUGAAGUUCACUGGCGCCGGCCGACAGGCUCUCUGGACCCUUUCCGAGCGCCUUCCACCACCAAAGGCCCUCGCAGAUGCCAUUGAUGAGAUCUGCAUGCUCGCCGUCUCACGUGGGGUGCGUCUCCUGUUCGAUGCGGAGCAGCAGGCAGUUCAGCACGGGAUUGAUGACUGGACGCUCGAGCACAUGCGCAAGUACAACAAGCCCUCCUCGUCAUCGUCCGGUCCGGCCAAGGCAGUGAUCUACGGCACCUACCAGGCCUAUCUGAAGGCCACGCCCUCAGUCCUUGCCUCUCACCUGCACGCCGCACAGCAAGAGGGCUUUACCCUGGGCGUGAAGCUCGUGCGUGGUGCAUACCUAGGUUCAGACCCACGACACCUCAUCCACGAUACCAAGGCCGACACUGACGCGUGCUACAACGGCAUCGCGGAGGCGCUGCUCAGGCGCCAGUGGGCUGGCCCCCUGGCGCAAUUCGCUCAGAAGGGCGGUGAGAAGUUCCCGGCAGUCAACAUGGUCCUCGCCUCGCACAAUGCCGACACUGUCCGUAAGGCCCGCAGCGUGCUGGAAGAGGGGCCGACGGAGACGGAAGUCGCAUUUGCACAGCUACAGGGGAUGGCAGACGAGGUGAGCUGUGAAAUCCUUGCCUCCAAGGACGGGGCAGUCACCGCCGAGCAUGCGAAGGAGGUAUUCAAGCCAAGGGCGUACAAGUACCUCGUCUGGGGAUCCACAGGCGAAUGUAUGAAGUACCUCCUUCGCAGAGCGCAGGAAAAUCGCGAUGCGGUAGGGAGGACCCAGAGUGGACGGGAUGCGAUGAAGGCGGAGGUUUGGAGGCGGGUGAAGACAGCAUUGGGGGUGACGGCGUAAGGGCUUGACUUGAUCAUUGGGUAAAUGGGGGAACCGGUGUUUAGCGUUAUUUCUCUUUUUUUUUUUUUUUGAUUGAGGUUCAGAUUGAUCCUAAGCCCCGAACUUCGUGAGACAUGACAGUACCAUCAGAAAUUGGUAGAAAGAAUGAUACUCUAUAAUG
Molecule: messenger RNA, 1511 nt
Organism: Cryphonectria parasitica EP155
Lineage: Eukaryota; Fungi; Ascomycota; Sordariomycetes; Diaporthales; Cryphonectriaceae
Product: FAD-linked oxidoreductase
Exons: 2
Coding region: 38-1351 (437 amino acids)
Cellular component (GO): mitochondrion
Molecular function (GO): FAD binding; proline dehydrogenase activity
Source: RefSeq, a predicted model, not a curated record